AUGUGUUCAUCUCUGAAACCCUUAAGACUGUCCAAGAAGUGCUCGCAGACGACCGUCAAUCGGGUCAAGAAGUUUGAGUCGUUGGCGGCGCCGAAGAUGUUUAGAUUACAUGAGUUCCUGAAGAAGAGGAAUACAAAAAGCAGUUCUCAAUCAAAAAUUAAUAUCAAUACAAGUGAACCAAUUUACGAACCAAUUCCUGUUAAGAGUAUAGGAGUGGACAAAGUGGCCAAAGAGUUACCAAAACCACACAUCAUUGCUGACAAUUCAUUGAUUAAGGUCGAGGAAUAUAAGAUGGAUUUCAUGGAUGAUAAUAGAAGAUCCCUGACAUCAGUUAAUAUUCUUCACCGACCUAUUGAUGACACAUAUUUUGGACAACUGGUCAUUGAUAGACAGGGACAUCUCAGGGGAUCCACCUCUACUUUCUGUUUGGGAACAAAACAGUCGACUAAACGAUAUGUCGAACAGUUUACCGAAAUUCUGACAGAAAAUGGCAGAAAAUCGGUGAAAAUAGUGCACACAAUCGCAGGACAAGUGCCUCAAAUCAGUUACACACCGGCGGCCACCGCUCAGGGACUGACAAUCACUGCCAGUAAAGAGACGCUCGAAGACGACACCAUACCUGUAACCAUUGGGGCGACGCCACCAAAAAAGCCUAAAUUAGUUGCCGUCGAAGCGAGUCCUACACACAAUCCAACGUCUCUACUGCAGAGUCCCAUCAUAUCUCCGACGCCUUUGGCGCCAAUAGUCACUCCUAAACUGCCAGAAACUGUUACAAUACCCGCAGGUGAGUGC
Molecule: messenger RNA, 792 nt
Organism: Oppiella nova
Lineage: Eukaryota; Metazoa; Arthropoda; Arachnida; Sarcoptiformes; Oppiidae
Source: the annotation of a GenBank genome assembly